AAUAUAUAACACAGAAACCACAUUACACAUCGCCGCAGCCAUUCUUUACAUUAUCGGAAAAAACUUGUUCCCUUUUUGUCUCCUUAUAUAUUCGCAAGAUUCUAUGUAAAUACAUGCAUAUUUUCUCGGAAUCUUCCAUGUUUGAAUUUCAGAUUAAAGCCCGCUUUAGAUGACCUAUAACUCACGAUAGAUUAUAGGAUAGAAUUCUCCGCUGAAUUCUAUCGUGAGUCAUAUGGUUUGAAGCAGAUUCGACGUAUUGAAGUUAAAUAAUUGUAAAAUUAGAGGGAACAUUGUUUCGUACGCUUUAUUUAUUUAUUUAGAAAGAACGCUCAGUCCGACUGUUUAACGAAGUAUAAUAUAAAAGAAACAUUGCUAAAUUAUGUACACUUUUAUUCCAUAACUUUCCGCGAUCUCUGGCGCAAUUUGAUGAUUUUUCCAUUUUUCCAGAAUCUGUUCUAGCUCUUCGAUGAAAAAGUUUUUCACGUCGCGCGCGAGUUUCUCGGGCGAUCCAAUAGAAGAUUUUCGUUUUCCUAGAUUAGGUAAAUGUCAUGCUGUGCGACAGUGGCAUUGUUUCGUCUGUCGGGGGUGCAAUCCCACCUAACGCCGCGAGGAAUUUAUAGUUUUUCCAAUUAUGUAGCCGUUCGCUAUUUACAUCCUUCUAAUCCACUGAGACCACCAACUUCUCCGCGGCACAUACAUAUAUACCACGGAAAGAAAAGAGAAUAGAGUGAGGGUGAGAUCGCUGCGGCUCUGUAUGCCUGGAAAUUUACAAUGCUAUAUUCCGGAGACAUUUACACGAUAGGGGUUGGCCCGUCUUAAAUCUUCCGAUUAACUUCGAGCCUGGCUGCUCCAGAUUUUAUUACCCGCCACGCGCGGUACUUACGAGUUUAACGUAAGAAUUGCAUUUGUAUACAAAUUGCAAGAAUCGCAAGCGUGUAUCUUAUGUUGGAAGACGAAAACAUAUCAAUGCAAAACCUAAUUCUGCAUAAGAAACACCUCAAUUGUGAAUAAAUAUUUGUCAUCAUAGAAUAAUGAUGAUGUUAUUUAAUAAAUGUGAUGAUAUUUAAAAAAAUACAUAUUUUUAAGAAAUUUUAGCGUUGUCGCGCGCUUGUCGUAUAUUUAUAUGCCUUUUUGCGUGAAAGUUUUGUAUAUUACGCAUCAGAUGAAUUACACGCGACUGUAUAGAGAUAUUUUUACAAAUGAUAAGACGAGAAGGCGGAGAAUGAUUAUCAAGCCUUCCAAUUGCGCACAGUGGCGGACAUGGAACUUUAUUUCGGAUGUUGUUUGGAUGCAACUGUGUCCGAUCGGAAGCAUGUCUGGUCAGAAUGAUGUUCGCGAUCGGAACCAUGCGCAAAUGAAAUUGCGUCCGAUCGGAAUCGUACGCAAACGUAAUCGUAUUCGAUGGGAAUACUGUGUGUCCGAUCGGAAUCAUGUGCAAACGCACCGUGUCCGAUAAAAAUACUGUGUAUCCAACCGCACUGACGUCCGAUCGGCAUCGUAUCCGAUCGCAACUGUGCGCGAACGCAACCGUGUCCGAUCGCUACUGUACGAUGUCUGAUCCGGACUGUAUCCGAUUGGGAAAUAACGCCGUGUCCGAACGCCACUGUGUGCAAUCAGGAUCCACUCGUUAUCACCUCCUCUGAUAGCAGCGAUUCUCCCCCACGAACCGCGAAAUAAUACACUUCAAUAAGCUUCAAACAGACAGCUUUUUACAGUAGUAUCUGCAUCUGUUUUGCUAUUAAACAAUUAUAACCAUAAAUGUUUUAUAAUAGGUUUUCACUCAUUUUGUGCAGGAUCUUAUUAUAUCUUGCACAAAAUAUAAUAUUAUAUUAGUUAGCGGGAAACAUCUUUAAGUUUUGCCUAAUAUAUUCAGGUCGAUUUAAUUUUAAAUGUUUUGUCAAAACAUUUAAAAUUUUAUAUCAGCUAAAUAAUCAAAUAUUCAUACUUGUGCAUGUAAGCUUGAAAAAUCAGCUUUAAAUAAUAUAUACAAAAAUCUAUAAAAACAAACUAUAUGAAGAGUUUCUACAAAUAAUGAGUAUAUUUUCGCUUCAUUAAAUCGCUCCAAGCUCUUCAAUAUUUGAUCCAAUCUGAUUAGGAACGAUUAUUCUUUCAAUUAUUUCGUAACACAUUUAAUCAGUUUUCCAUUUAAGAUAUAUCCUUCACUCUGCCAAGAGAUUUAGGAGGGGAUCUAGGCUGACUGCUGACUGCUAUUUGAUCAGACUGAUUCUCUGAAGAAACAUAAAGCGAAGGAGAUACGGAGACCUUGGAUGCUGCGAUCGUUUGCGAACCACUGCUGUCGGUCUUCGGACGAUUGCCGGUGAUAGAACACUACAGUCUUUUUGGGCGGAUCAUUUGGCCUGCCUCGGUAUGCCGAGCAGCCGGGUAGGGAUGUAGGGUCGUGCUGACACUACAAGGGCAUCUUAGUUCUCCUCCGAUCUCGGCUUGGUACGCACGUGUUCGUUCAUACGGUUGCCAAGGGGCAAACGUUAGCCAAAUAGCUAGAAGAGAUCUUAAGUGGAUCCUGGAUUCUCUCUUUCGCUCCGAAAUUUUGUGCAAACGUCCGUAAUCCACUUCCGAAACACGAUAAUUACUGUGAAUCACGCCUUUGAUCUUCCUUUGGCUCUGUAUCGUCUCAUCUCGUAGGGAUACUUUACGACUGAAGAGCGACCAACUGGGAGAAAAUCAUGAUGUACUUUUUGCUCAUUAGUUGCGUCGCGUUGCAUUUUGGCGCUCGCGAGCAAUUCGUCUCGGCCGCACCAUCCUUGACCGACGAGUAUGGCUCUACCGAACACUCGAACACCCCCAUUGGCACGAAUACAGAAACGGGGUUGCGUAUCGGUAAUACGCACCAACACGGUUGUCCGUGUUCCGAUGGCUCCUCCGGAAAAUCGGAUGAAUUGACGCAACAGAGGCAGCAUCUCGAGCAGUUGUACAGCCGGAACAUGAUGGUGCACGGCAUGAUGUGCAUGUGCAACGUGGCCAUGCGGGGCGCCCCGAUGAGGGAUGAUUAUCAUUACACAGUGGGGAUCGGGUCCCACAAGCUGCACACGCGAGUCGCUACAUGGAACGAGGCGAGGAAAGCCUGCAACGAGGAGGGUGGUCACCUCGCCAUCAUCAACUCCAUGGCCGAGGAGCGCGUGCUGGUGGAAAUGUUCAAUCGCUCAGGGUCGUUCAAGGGAGCAGCGACUCAGGAGGAGGCUUUCUUGGGUUUACACGAUCUUUACAAGGAGGGCGAGUGGGUCACGGUGUUGGGCGAUUCGCUGGCGAAAACCGGUUACAGCAAGUGGAGCGAGAGAUGGGGCGGCCAGCCAGACAACGGAGGUGGCAAACAGCACUGCGGAAGCCUAGUGAAGGACGGCAGCAUGGAUGACGUCGCGUGUGAAAUCAUGUUACCAUUCUUCUGCGAACUUCCGAUGAUACAACCGUUACACUAAUAAAGAAGAAGUGCCCUCGACGUGCGAGAGAUUAAGUAUCGUUCGCACCAGGCACGCACGGUUCGUUGCAGCAUCCUGAUAUGGUCUUUUCAAAGCUGCAUCCUCUGCGUCUUUCCACGCAGGGAGAUCCUCCCUCGAUUAUCAGUAAAACGAGGUGAUUUGUUUAGUAUAUAAAUUAUAUAAUAAUUAAUAUACUAAAUAAAAGAUAAAAA
Messenger RNA from Ooceraea biroi (clonal raider ant), 3646 nucleotides. Its product is annotated as hemolymph lipopolysaccharide-binding protein. NCBI's taxonomy places the organism in Eukaryota, Metazoa, Arthropoda, Insecta, Hymenoptera, Formicidae. The record is from RefSeq and is a predicted model, not a curated record.